AUGGAAUUCUUAUCAGUGGAGCUCUUCGUGACUCAACGCCCGAAGACGAAAAACACCCGACAAGAGUCUCUUCUCCUCCUCCUCCUCCUCCUCCUCCUCUUCUUCCGACAGCUGAUGCUCAUAAAGAUCAGGCUACCAGCCUCCGGUAUCAUCAGUUUCAGCCUCAAGUUCUGCACUCGUCCGCUCUCGUUGCACAGUUCCUUCACCACCGCAGCGACAAUGGCUCCAGCAACUACGACCGGCAACAAUGCACCAAAGCAACCUCUUAAGAUCCUCAUGCUGCACGGCUACACGCAAUCCGGAUCCGUCUUCUACUCAAAAUCGCGAGCCCUGAUCAAAAACAUCCAGAAAGCCCUCCCCCUCCAUCAAGUCGAUCCCGUGUACCCCACCGCGCCUAUCCGUCUCGACCCCACCGAUAUCCCAGGCUUCGAGCCUCCGUCGACCACACAAGAAGGUGGCAGCGGCAGUUCCCAACAACAAGAACUCGAGGCAUAUGGGUGGUGGCGUCACUCAUCAACCCCCUCGAAUCCGCCAGAGUAUAUCGGGUUAAAUGAUGGGCUCAACGCAGUGGCUACUGUUAUCCGCAAUGAGGGACCCUUUGACGGCAUCAUCGGGUUCAGCCAAGGAGCUGCUCUCGCGGCGAUGGUAGCCAGUCUACUCGAGCCCGGACGGAAGGAAUCAUUUACCCAUUUCUCAGACACGAAAGUCGCUUCUGCCGGGUUCGAUAUCCCCGAUUCCAACAACCUCGUGCCCGGCAUCCCGUUUCCGGAGUCCUUCGAGGAAGUUAUGCUCCGUUCCCGGCAGGGUCCUCUGAAGUUCGCAAUAUGCUACUGCGGAUUUCGGGCUCCUGGGCCCAGGUAUAGGGCCUUCUAUGAGAAUCCGCCUAUUCAGACUCCCGUGUUGCAUGUGCUGGGUUCGUUGGAUUCUGUUGUCGAUGAUAGUCGGAGUCGGGCUUUGAUUCAGGCCUGUGCUGGUAAUCCUCAGGAAGAAGGGAGGGUGGUCUAUCAUCCUGGUGGUCACUUUUUGCCUAGUCAGCGUGCCUACUUGGAUGCUGCUAUCAAGUUCGUAAGGGAGCAGUUGGAGGGGCGGAAGGAGGACGCGAAGAAGGAAGUGGAGGAGGAUGUGAAUGACAUGGAUGUGCCCUUCUAG
Monascus purpureus is the source of this 1149-nucleotide messenger RNA. NCBI's taxonomy places the organism in Eukaryota, Fungi, Ascomycota, Eurotiomycetes, Eurotiales, Aspergillaceae. The record is from the annotation of a GenBank genome assembly.